GGACAUGGGUCUUGAGUCUCAAGUUGAAGCAAACGGCAAGGAUGGAGCCGUGCAAAUUAAUCCGAUGGUUAAUGGAAAAGACAAGCGCGAAGAUGACGAACAACAAGAUAAUGAAGCGAAUGGAAGUAAUUCCAGCGAUAAUAUUUUGGAAAAAGGUGAAGUAGAGGCUACAAAGGAAGGUGAAAAGGAAAAGGAAAAAGAUAAAGAUGAUAAAGAAAAGGAUGCCGAUGAUAAGGAAAAAGAUGGUGAACAAGAAGUUGUUUUUAUACAGGAUAUGGGUUUUACGGUUAAAAUUGUCAGUCCCGGUGGUGAACCUUUUGAUAUUCAGGUAUCGAGUAUGGAAUUAGUUCAGGAAAUUCAUCAAUUACUUAUGGACCGCGAGGACACUUGCCAUCGUACAUGUUUUUCUCUUCAACUUGACGGCAAUACGUUAGAUAAUUUUGCAGAAUUAAAAAAUAUUGAAGGUCUCAAAGAAGGGUCAAUUAUAAAGGUCGUUGAGGAACCGUACACUAUGCGCGAAGCACGUAUACAUGUAAGACAUGUUCGUGAUUUACUAAAAUCUGUUGAUCCGGCAGACGCUUAUAAUGGAGUAGAAUGUAGUAGUUUGUCUUUUUUAAAUGUCGUUACCAAUGGAGAUAUUAUGGAAAAGAAAAAAACACGAACAGAUGCAAUCGAUUGUACCCCACCAGAUUAUAUUAUACCAGGAUCUAAAGAAAGACCUCUUUUACCUCUUCAACCUCAAGCUAAAGAACAAAAAUGUCCGCCAUGUUUAAAGGUUUUAACAACUUCCGGUUGGAAUCCACCGCCAGGUUAUAGAAAAUUACAUGGAGAUUUAAUGUAUCUACAGGUGAUUACAUUAGAAGAUAAGCAGUAUUAUGUAACUGCGUGCGCGCGUGGUUUUUUUGUAAACCAGUCAUCAAAAGAAACAUUUAAUCCAAAACCAGCAACACCGAGUCAUCUAUGUCAUAGUUUAAUUGAAUUAUUAAAUCAAUUAAGUCCGGCAUUUAAACGUGGAUUUGCAGCAAUGCAACGACGAAGAACUCAACGUCAUCCAUUUGAAAGAGUUGCAACCCCUUAUCAGCUUUAUGCCUGGUGUGCACCACAAACAGAACAUACUAUUGAUGCUAUUAGAGCAGAAGAUACAUUUUCAGCAAAACUUGGUUAUGAAGAGCAUAUACCAGGACAAACACGUGAUUGGAAUGAAGAAUUACAAACAACAAGAGAAUUACCACGUAAAAAUUUACCAGAAAGACUGUUACGAGAACGUGCCAUAUUUAAAGUACACAGUGAUUUUGUUGCUGCAGCAACACGUGGUGCUGUUGCUGUUAUUGAUGGUAAUGUUAUGGCUAUUAAUCCUGGUGAAGAAGCAAAAAUGCAAAUGUUUAUAUGGAAUAAUAUAUUUUUUUCACUUGGUUUUGAUGUACGUGAUCAUUAUAAAGAACUUGGUGGUGACGCUGCAGCAUUUGUUGCACCACGUAAUGAUCUUCAGGGUGUACGUGUUUAUGCAGCUGUUGAUUUACCAGGUCUUUAUACAUUAGGUACUGUUGUUAUUGAUUAUCGUGGUUAUCGUGUUACUGCUCAAUCAAUAAUACCUGGAAUACUUGAACGUGAACAAGAGCAAUCAGUUGUCUAUGGAUCUAUUGAUUUUGGUAAAACAGUAUUGACUCAUCCAAAAUAUCUUGAAUUAUUGAAUAAAGCUGGACAACAAUUAAAAAUUUUACCCCAUAAAGUUAUAAAUGAUGCUAAUGAAGAAAUUGAAUUAUGCAGUAGCGUUGAAUGUAAAGGAAUUAUUGGUAAUGAUUCACGUCAUUAUGUUUUAGAUUUAUUACGUACAUUUCCACCAGAUGUUAAUUUUUUAAAACUUGAUGGAGUUGAAUUAAGUAAAGAAGCACGUGCUCUUGGUUUUCCAAUAGAACAUAAACAUCGAUUAGCUUGUUUAAGACAAGAAUUAAUUGAUUCAUUUGUUGAAGCUCGUUAUGUUCAAUUUAUAAAACAUGCUGCUUCACAUCUUCAACGAUUAACAUCAUCACGAUUAUCACAGCAAAUGGAAAAAGAAGUUAAUGGUGAUAAAGAUGAUAAUGAUAAAGAAAAAGAUGAUAAAGAAGUAAAAAUAAAUAAAAAAGAUAACAGUGAAUCUGUUAGUAGUGUAGUUGUUGAUAGUAAUAAAGAAAAUUCAGAUCAAUCAAAUAUUGAAGCUGAUGAAGCAAAAAAAAUAGUUGAAAGUAUUACAGAUUCAAUAACUGGUGGUGAAAAACAAGAACUUGAAGAAAGUACUAAAGAAAUAGUACGUAAAGCUGCUGCAGCUGUUGGAAGUCUUCGUGAGGCUGAAUUUGAUGUUAAAUUUAAUCCAGAUGUUUAUUCACCAGGUGUACGUCAUCCAGAUAAAAAUGGUGAUGCUUUAAAAAAACAACGUCAAUUAGUACGUGAUGCUGCUGACUUUUUACUUACUGUUCAAUUACCAACAUUUAUUCGUGAAUGUUUAGAUCAUACUGCCGCGGCAACUGAUGGUAGUACUUUGGUCGAAGCACUCCAUGGUCGUGGUAUUAAUGUUCGUUAUCUUGGUAAAUUAGCAGCAAUGCUUUCAAAAGUAUCACAAUUAAAAUAUUUACAUCGUAUUUCAGUAUCUGAAUUAAUAUUAAGAUCAGCAAAGCAUAUAUUUACAUCAUAUAUGCAGGGAACAGAAUUAAUGAGUCUUUCAGCAGCAAUAAGUCAUUUUCUUAAUUGUUUAUUAUCAUCAGCACAACUUAGUCAUCCUCAAUUAAAUUUAGAAGAAUUACAAAGUAAAACAGCUAAACGACGUAAUAAACGUAAAGGAAGAAAUAAUGGACCACAUCAAUCAGAAGUUGAAUGGGCAAGUUUGACACCUAAAUCACUUUGGCAACAAAUAAAAUCAGAUUUAAAAAGUUAUUAUGAUUGGGAAACACCAGCUCCAGAAUCAUUGGAUGCUACAAUUGAAUAUUUUAAUUUACAAAAAAUUUCUUUACUUCGUGGUUUUAGUAUUAAAACUGGUAUACAAAUAUUAUUACGUGAAUAUAAUUUUGAAAAUAAAAAUCGUGCAACAUUUUUUGAAGAAGAUAUAUUAAAUAUAUUUCCAGUAGUUAAACAUAUUAACCCACGUGCCAGUGAUGCUUACAAUUUUUAUACUACUGGACAGAGUAAAAUUCAACAGGGAUAUUUAAAAGAUGGUUAUGAAUUGAUAAGUGAAGCACUCAAUUUAUUGAACAAUGUUUAUGGAGCAAUGCAUCCUGAAAUAGCACAAUGUUUACGUAUGUUAGCUAGAUUAAACUAUAUUAUGGGUGAUCAUGCUGAAGCACUGGCAACUCAGCAAAAAGCUGUACUUAUGUCUGAACGUGUUAGUGGAAUCGAUCAUCCUUACACUAUCACUGAGUACAUUCAUUUGGCGUUAUAUUCAUUUGCCAACGGACAAGUAUCAGUAUCACUAAGACUUCUUUAUCGAGCUCGCUAUCUAGCUUUACUUGUUUGUGGUGAAGAUCAUCCUGAGGUAGCCCUUAUUGAUAGUAAUAUUUCAUUGAUACUUCAUGCAGUUGGGGAGUAUGAACUCUCAUUACGUUUUCUUGAACAUGCAUUGGCAUUAAAUUUACGUUAUCAUGGACCACAUUCAUUAAAAGUUGCUGUUUCUUAUCAUUUGGUAGCCCGAACUCAGUCAUGUAUGGGAGAUUUUCGUGCAGCACUUAACAAUGAAAAAGAAACAUACGCUAUUUACAAGCAUCAAUUGGGUGAAGAGCAUGAAAAAACAAAAGAAAGCAGUGAUUGUCUGAGACAUUUAACUCAACAAGCAGUAGUAUUGCAGAAAAAAAUGAAUGAAUUGUAUACUGGAAAAUCAAGUCUCAGUUUGCCACCGAUUCAAAUUCAACCACCAAGUAUGGGAUCUGUUUUAGAUUUACUAAAUGUUAUUAAUGGAAUUUUAUUUGUUCAAAUUAGUCAGCAAGAUAUUGAAAACUUAAAAGCUGAAAUUGAAAAACGACAAAAAGAACAGAUACCUGAAAAUGACAUUAAACGUCAAGAUAGCAAGAGUUCUUCACCAUCAAUGAUUAAUGAGACAGAUAAAAUACUCGCCAUUACUCAAGACACUUGCACAAAUAGUGUAGAAAAUAACAAAGAGACCAGAAAGUCAAUAACUACGGACAGUUGAAUUAAUUUACAUAAAUAACAUUUUUUUCGUAUCACUUUAUUUUUUACUCCUCUAUACUAUUAGAAAUCAACUGUCCUUUUUUCAACAGACAAAAAAACAAAAAAGAGACAAAGACAUACACACGCGUACACUGACAUGCAUCACUCGCCUUCACAAAUCAUCAAUAAUUAUAAAUCUAGCGCUUGUCCAUCUUUUUUUUUAUUUACCAUACCACCUCAACCGCCACUGUAAAAGCUUUUUUUUUUUUUUUUCUUUUCUUUUCUAUUACAUAUACCAGUAUAUAUAACGUUGUUAUAAUUACUGUACUACGAUAAUAUUUUAUUAUUAUUACAAUUACAAUUAUCGAUAAUAAUUAUUUUACUUAUGAAUUUUGCUCAUCGAGCUAAUAAGAACAGGUGAUGAAAGCCAAAGAUUAGCUCCUCAAUAUUACAGCGAGAUUUAUAAAAUAAUAAUAAUGAUUAAGGUGGCACAUAAGAUUUUAAAAUUUGAAUUUAAAAAAUUCAGCCGAAAGAUGGGAUAGUAUCUUUAUUACUUUUUAUCCUAAUACUUGUAGUUAUUGACUUUGUAAAUAAUUUUUCGAUGAACAAAAAUUGUUAGUUCAUGUUAUCGUCAAAACGAGAUCAUUGGACAUUUUAAAAAAAAACUUAACGCGCAUGCUGCGGAUAUAUAUAUAUUUUUUUUUCGUAGCAUUUAAAUAGAUUAUUUGUUUCUGUUAACCAUGAAUUAUUUUUUAGAAUGUUUUUGUUAUUAUUUUUAUUAUAUAAUUAAAAACGAGUCGUGCCACUGAACCUGUGUCUCGUGGGACAAAGGAAAAAAAGUAGUCACUAUGCAUUGCAUAUUGAGUAUGUUUAUAACUGUUGAUCUAUUGGCGUUCACUAUUCAAAUAAAACAACGUGUUCAAUUGAUUAGAUAAUAUAUAAUCUAACUAAUAAUUAAUAAAACAAUAAUGAACGAGUAAACGCUGCAAGUAUGUUUAUUACUAUUAUUUUUUUUAACGUGUGGUUGAUGAUUUAUUAUUUUACGCAUGUUUAUUUCUAAUCUGUUGAAAACAUGGGUGCUUAGUUGAAUAGUUAUUUUUUUUUUUUUUUUUAUAAACUAAAAGUAUACCAAUUUUAAAUAUUUCAUUAUAAGUGCUUCCAAAUCAAUGACGUAUCAAGCACCAUUUACGUAAAACGAUUAAAAAUUAAAAAACAAAUCUUCUGUGCCGUUAAUUGUAUUGUUACGUUUAGAUUUAUAAUGGAAGCAUGAGUGAUUAGUAUGAUAAAAUUAGGAUUGCGAUAUAAAUUGUCAUUUGAUUACAUAGAUUACAUCAUAAGUUAACGUACAUGAAAAAAAAAAAAAAAACAAAAAAAAACGAUAUACUUUAGAGAUGCUUAUAGGAUGUAAAAUUAUCAAUUUUUUUUAUUAUUAAUUUUUUUUCUGCUGUCGAAUUUUAAUGCCGUAGAACAAAACUUAAACUCGAUUGUUUUAUUAUUUUUUUUUUUAAGUUUGAAUAAGUAAAAAAAAAAAAAAACAUAAUCAUUGUUUGCUUAAUUCCCGUGAUUUUUCUUACGUAGAAGCGUAUUUAAUACUGUUGCAUCGAGCAAUAAAUUAUUUUGUUGGUAGAGAUAUAUAAUAAUAAUAAAAAACAAAUAUUAAACAAUAAGGAAUAAAUAAUUAUAAAAGUUAAAUACAUGUAUGAUUUGUUAACUAUUUGUUGUAUAAUUUGAUAUUGAAAAGAAAGAAAGAAAAAAAACCAAACAUUCAAA
This is a messenger RNA of Microplitis demolitor, 5901 nucleotides long. It is a transcript of the gene clu, whose product is annotated as clustered mitochondria protein homolog. The transcript has 3 exons. Gene Ontology annotation, molecular function: protein binding; mRNA binding. The record is from RefSeq and is a predicted model, not a curated record. The coding region runs from base 5 to 4153 and encodes 1382 amino acids. NCBI's taxonomy places the organism in Eukaryota, Metazoa, Arthropoda, Insecta, Hymenoptera, Braconidae. Gene Ontology annotation, biological process: intracellular distribution of mitochondria. Gene Ontology annotation, cellular component: cytoplasm.